CCAGAAAAAAAUUGAGUUCUAGCUACACGAAUGAACAAUUAAGCUAACACGUUGUGCUUAUUUGUUUUGUUUUUUAACCCCUGGCAGACAAAUUAAUUUAUCCAUAUGUAGAAGCCGCCGUGAAGUUGUCGGCCUUUAAAUUCAUACAUUCACAACAAGCUGCUGUCGGGGUUUGCAGGCAAACUGCCUGUAGCUAAGCGACAACAAAGAGACUACAGCUGUACGCUGUAGUCAUACUGUUAGCGUUGGUGCCAAAAUCCUUCAUUUUUUCCUUCGUUUUCCGUCAAGUAGUCAGACUGACAUGACGGGGAUGGCUUCUCCAGAGAAGGCGUCAAGCUCAAAAAAGAAGGGCGAGAGAAAGUGUGCCACCAAAGAGGAGUACAGGCAACUGUCCAGCAUCAUGGGAGUCAUGAACAAUUUGAGAAAACAGGGUACUCUCUGUGAUGUGACCCUGGUGGUUCAGGGAAAGCACUUCCCAGCCCACCGAGUGGUGCUUGCUGCUGCCAGCCACUUCUUUAGCCUCAUGUUCACCACCAGAAUGAUGGAGUCAAUGUCCCAUGAGGUGGAGCUCAGGAGUGCUGAGCCUGAGAUUAUUGAGCUGCUGAUUGAAUUUAUCUACACUGCAAGAAUCUCCGUGAACAGCAGUAAUGUCCAGUCACUGCUGGAUGCAGCCAAUCAGUAUCAGAUUGAACCUGUGAAGAGGAUGUGUGUGGAAUUCCUUAAAGGACAGAUUGAUGCAACAAACUGCCUAGGCAUUUCAGCCCUUGCAGACUGCAUGGACUGUCCAGAGCUGAAGGUGGCUGCAGAUGAUUUUUUUCAGAUUCACUUCACUGAAGUCUAUAAAUUGGAUGAAUUUCUGCAACUGGAUGUUGCGCAGCUCACACAUCUGCUGCACCAGGACAAACUCACCGUCCGUGCUGAGGCCCAGAUUUAUGAUGCUGCAGUGCGCUGGCUGAAGUAUGAUGUGUGUAACAGAAAGCAGUACAUGGUGGAGGUGUUGGGGUGUGUUCGCUUUCCACUGGUUUCCAAAACAUUCCUCUCCAAGACUGUCCAGGCCGAGCCCCUCAUCCAGGACAAUCCACAGUGCCUCAAGAUGGUCAUCGGUGGGAUGCGUUACCACUUGCUCUCCCUGGAAGACCGUGAAGACCUGGGAGAGAGCAGUCGGCCACGACGCAAGAAGCACGACUACCGCAUUGCUCUGUUUGGCGGCUCACAGCCUCAGUCCUGCCGCUACUUUAACCCGAAGGACUCUAGCUGGACUGACAUCCGCUGCCCCUUUGAAAAGCGCCGUGACGCCACAGCUAUCUUCUGGGACAAUGUGGUUUACAUUUUGGGUGGCUCACAGCUCUUUCCCAUCAAGCGUAUGGACUGCUACAACGUCCUGAAGGACAGCUGGUACUCCAAGCUGGGUCCACCCACACCUCGCGACAGUCUGGCUGCCUGCGCUGCCCAGGGAAAGAUCUAUACAUCUGGGGGAUCAGAAGUAGGCAGCUCAGCCCUGGACCUUUUCGAAUGCUACGACACCAGGACAGAGUCAUGGCAGAUUAAAACAAGUAUGCUGAUGGCGCGCUGCAGCCAUGGAUCCGUGGAGGCCAACGGGCUCAUUUAUGUUUGUGGAGGAACGGUGGGGAACAAUGUCUCUGGCAGAGUGCUCAACAACUGUGAGGUCUACGACCCCAACACGCAACAAUGGAGGGAGUUAUGUGGGAUGAGAGAGGCCAGGAAGAACCACGGACUGGUGGUUGUAAACAACAGGAUAUAUGCUGUUGGAGGGCAGGGAGCAAUAGGUGGACUGGACUCGGUUGAAUACUAUGAUAUUGCAACUAACGAGUGGCGUGGCGCUUCACCUAUGCCGUGGCGAGGUGUAACUGUGAAGUGUGCGGCAGUUGGUGAUAUCAUCUAUGUGCUGGCAGGAUUCCAAGGAGUGGGACGCCUUGGACACGCCCUGGAAUACCACACUGAUACUGACAGGUGGGUGACUUGCAACAAGGUGCGAGCGUUUCCCGUCACAAGCUGCCUGAUUUGUGUGGUCGACACCUGCGGAGUCAACGAAGACGAAGACAUGGACCUCAUAGACUCUCAGCCACAUGCUGCAGCCACUGCCGCAUCAUCUUCCUCAGCCUCAUCAUCCUCAUAGCAGUAGAGGUAGUUUAAGCGUACUCGUAUAUUGAGUUGUGAUGCUUGUCGACAGUUCUGACAGCCAGUCAACUGAUUUCUGUGGGCUUGUUUUUCAGAAAGGAGCUCAUAGUAAGGGUUAGGCUGUAAAGUGGUUAUGUUCUUUAACCAGUGAAGUAGGCAGUUUCCUUUUGGCUACUCCAAAAUUUUAUGUCCUAAUUCUUUGGGCUGGACACUAGUUUCAUCUAUCCAUUCUCUGGAUAGGUAGUAGGAUUUAAAAUUUGGGAUUUAGAUAUUCAUCUGAAGGCCUGUUAAAAAGCCUGCCAACAACUCUACUGCUGUCACACUGUUGACCUGUCUCUACCUACUGCUCAGUGAAUGGCAGCAACAGUGAGAGAGCAGCAGGACUCGGUGAUGAGCUGUGGGUAGUUUUUGUUUGCAUCUUGUUGCCCAGACAGGCUCUGUGUUCUGGAUGAGAGAAAUGUUGCUUCUAACUUUGGUCUUUGAAUGUUUUAAUUGACAUAUAAACGUAGCUGAAAUACGUGGGUUUAUGUAAGGUCAUUUUUGUUUGAUGUUGUAUGGAUGGAUGGAUCCAGUAAUUCAUUGGACAAACUGUAACCGUGCCUCCGUACAUAACUCCAGUAUUUUUUGAAUUAGACAAUCAAGAUGAUCAGACUGGCAGCUAUAAUUCAGAGGGGUUUACAUUUUCAUACAUUGGAGCCUCUGAAAAUGGCAGCCUAAGUAAUUAACGUCUUUUAGUGAUGCUUUUUCAGGUGUGACAGCAGCAACAAAUGCUAGUUACCGUAAAUGGCAGAUGGCAGAAACUUUAGGAGUAAAGUUUCUGCCAUCUCUCUGAUAGGUGUAUUUUGGUGUUUCUGGAUACUUCACUAGUAUGAACAUCUCUUUGGGCCUCAUUAUGUAAAAACAGUGAAGAGUUAUAAAAUACAAAUGUUGAGACUUUGAAUCAACUUUAGAUAUAAUGACUGUGUCACAUGUCAUGAAAUUGAAAUGGAACAGGGCUCAUCUAGUGAUGAAACUAGAUGAUCGCCAAUUGUCCAAUUACUUUUUGAACCUCUAAAAAAAUGGGGGACUGCGCAAAAAAAAAAAAAAAUGCAAUACCAAAACAGUUAAUGCAAACUUUUUGUUAAACCCCCUGAAUUAAACCUGAAGGCUUGAGCCUCAGUCACAUCUUGAUUAUUUGAUUUAUGUGGUGGUAGUGGUGUGCAGGAGCAAAAGUACAUAAAUUGUUUCUUUAUCCAACAAAUUAUGGACCUAACUGUAAUUUUAAACACUUUUCUUUCUUUUUCAGUGCUCAGAAAAUAGCAUUUGAGGGACAUGUGCAAAUUUUCAAGGGCCAGCGGGAAGUUUUCCCAAAUUCAUCGAAAAAAAAAGUUCUUAUGCUUUUUAAUGUUUUUCUUAGUUUAUGUGGUUUACUCUGUUCGCUUAUCUUUUUAUCACUUCUGUAGUUUGUCUGCUUACAGGAAGGUCCUGUCAAUUCAAACCCAGGACCUUCUUGCUGUGAGGGGACAGUGCUAGCCAUUGAACUGCUGUGUGAGCAUUUCAUAUUGUAUAUUCACAUGUCAUUUUCUUGUUACGAUGUAACUUUUUUGCUGUUUGAAUUUAAUGUGUGUAAAUCAGUUUGUGAAAGAAAAACCAGUCAAAUAUUGGCUGGGUUUAUAUUUUAUUUUAUUUGGUUUGGUCCUUAUACAAAACACUGUAAAAUUAGAUUUUUUUAUAGGCUGUAAAAUAUUCUGUGUCAAAGUGUAGAUACAGCAUCUGUAAGUACUUAACUCUUGGCUGUGUGCUGAUUUAACACUAGUGUAGCAUCUUACUGUUCAGUAGCUUUGUGUUGUGCCUUUAAAGAGAAAGCGUUAACAUUUUAUUCUUAGCUAUAAGCAGUUACAAUUAAAACACAUAGCUCAAUGUGAUGGUUUACAAAACACGUUUCCAUUCCUUUUCAAAUACAAAUAUGAUUAAAAAUAUAAGAGCACCAAGUUAGUAAAACAUAAGGCAGCUGCAAUGAAAUGAAGAAAAUGUAAGAUUUUAUAAAAUGCUCCAGACUUUUUCAUUAGCUGCCAUACAACUUUCUGCUCAUGUUACUGACAACUGUUUAAAUGUUGUGCUCGAAUAUGUAAAUAAAACUGGGAAGCUGAAAA
Molecule: messenger RNA, 4271 nt
Organism: Maylandia zebra (zebra mbuna)
Lineage: Eukaryota; Metazoa; Chordata; Actinopteri; Cichliformes; Cichlidae
Gene: klhl7
Product: kelch-like family member 7
Biological process (GO): protein ubiquitination
Cellular component (GO): Cul3-RING ubiquitin ligase complex
Molecular function (GO): protein binding
Source: RefSeq, a predicted model, not a curated record